This is a messenger RNA of Acytostelium subglobosum LB1, 1575 nucleotides long. RefSeq lists its product as hypothetical. Gene Ontology annotation, molecular function: ATP-dependent protein folding chaperone; ATP binding. Bases 1 to 1575 code for a protein of 524 amino acids. The transcript has a single exon. Gene Ontology annotation, biological process: protein folding. The record is from RefSeq and is a predicted model, not a curated record. Lineage: Eukaryota; Evosea; Eumycetozoa; Acytosteliales; Acytosteliaceae. Gene Ontology annotation, cellular component: chaperonin-containing T-complex.
AUGAUGCUACUUGACAAAAACAAGGACAUCGACAAGGAUGAGGACGAUGAAGAUACCAAUGAUGGAGCGAGGUUCAACUCCAAAUCAAGUAUGAAUAGACUUGGCUAUCAAUCAAUUGUGGAGUUGAUCAUUGGUUGUUGUGGAGAUCAUAAUAGGGCAUUUGGUGAUGGCACGACAACUAUUGUUGUGAUGAUUGGUGCCAUGUGUCAGAGUGCCUACAAUCUGAUUGUUGAGCGAUCAAUACAUCCAUCAGUGGUGGCCAGAGCAUUCAAACAUGCGAUGAGUAGUGCACUCACCAUGUUGGAUACUAUGGCCAUUAGUAUCGAUGCUGCCAAUGAUGUGACAUUGGAGGACCUUGGAGAGUGUGCGCUCAACUCUAAAUCGAUCGCAUAUUGGAAGAAGCCCUUAACACGCCUGUGCAUUGACGCUGUGCAAUGGUUGGCCGCAAGCAGGUUGGCACGUCGUGGCAACAACACCAAGGAACAACAGACACAAGUGGAGCUACUACCAUUCCUUCGCAAACAAAGUGUGGACCAUCAGAGAUGGAUUGGCAUUGUGAGAGUGGAGGGCGGACAACUGUCGGAUACGAGAUUGAUCAGAGGCGUGGUCCUGAGACGAUUCCUCUCGAGUGAUGCCAUGCCCAAAGUGCUCAACGAUGUGCGCGUGGCGGUGGUGUCGUUCCCCUUGGAGAUACCGACCCCGACUACCAAGCACACCCUACACCUGUCGUCGCCAGAGGAGAUGCAGUCUAUGCUCGCCUACAUUCAAGACUAUGCCGCCAAGGUUGUAUCUUGUCUAAAGGCCCUCGACGUCAAGCUUGUUGUGUGUCAAUGGGGCAUCGACCCAUCUGUCAACGAGUCUCUGGCCAAAGAGGGCAUAUCAGCAUUAUCAUGGGUCAGUGGCGAGGAGCUGGAACGCGUGGCAUUGGCAUGUGGCGCCACAAUCAGCUCAUCACUCGAACGUCUGGUACCGACUCACAUUGGACAUGUUACAGAGAUGCACGAGAAGAUCAUUGGCAACGAUAAUGCCAGGUAUACAUUCUUAGAGGGCUGCGAUCACAUUCAGAGCGCCAUUCAGACAAUGUUGAUACGUGGUGGCUCUGAGCAGAUGUGUCGCGAUGCAGAGGAGUGCGCCAGGGACUGUCUAAGUGUACUGGCCAACAGUCUGGACAAUCCCAAGAUACUGGUCGGUGGUGGAGUGACCGAGCUCCAACUGUACACCAAACUACUCAAACAACAGCAACAUCCAUCAUCGAACGAGUUGAUGCACGACAUGGCAAUGAAAGGUUGGAUCACAUCAUUAUUAUCGAUACCAACGACAUUGAUCGAGAAUGCAGGGUUGGACAUUGGCAAUAAUGGACUAUUAUGGACAUUGAUCAAACGGUAUGAAGAAGAUGACAAGUGUAGUCUUGGUGCCAACUCCUCUUAUGGGAUGUCAUUGGAACAACAGGAAUUGAUUGUGGACCUAUCCAAACAACGUGUAUUUGAACUAUUGGAUCAGAAGAAGUCCAUCCUACAGCUAGCCACCGAGGCAGCAUGUAUGAUAAUGCAGAUUGAUUCAUUCCUGAUCGUUUGA